GAAACCAUCGCGCUCUUGCUCGUCACUUCUCCCUUCUUCUUCUUGGAUCUGGUUUUUGUGUGGAGAGAGAGAGAGAGAGAGAGGAGGAAUGGCGAAGGAGUCGUCGUCGAUCCCGUGCACGCCAUUGCUGAAGGAUGAGCUCGACAUCGUGAUCCCGACGAUACGGAACCUGGAUUUCCUGGAGAUGUGGCGGCCUUUCUUCCAGCCGUACCACCUCAUCAUCGUGCAGGACGGGGACCCGAGCAAGACGAUCAAGGUGCCGGAGGGGUUCGACCACGAGCUCUACAACCGAAACGACAUCAACCGCAUCCUGGGCCCCAAGGCCGCCUGCAUCUCCUUCAAGGACUCCGCCUGCCGCUGCUUCGGCUACAUGGUCUCCAAGAAGAAGUACAUCUACACCAUCGACGACGACUGCUUCGUUGCCAAAGAUCCCACUGGUAAGGAGAUCAAUGCCCUCGAACAGCACAUAAAGAAUCUCCUUUCCCCUGCUACUCCACACUUCUUCAACACCUUGUAUGAUCCCUACCGAGAAGGAGCAGACUUUGUUCGUGGGUAUCCUUUCAGCCUCCGGGAAGGUGCUCGAACAGCUGUUUCUCACGGUCUUUGGCUCAAUAUUCCUGACUAUGAUGCUCCCACUCAGCUCGUCAAGCCUCGCGAGAGGAACACAAGGUAUGUUGAUGCGGUUCUUACCAUACCAAAGGGAACAUUGUUUCCUAUGUGUGGAAUGAACCUGGCCUUUGACCGUGAGCUGAUUGGCCCUGCAAUGUACUUUGGACUUAUGGGUGAUGGCCAGCCGAUUGGGCGCUACGAUGACAUGUGGGCUGGAUGGUGUACUAAGGUAAUUUGCGAUCACUUGGGAUUGGGAAUUAAGACAGGAUUACCUUACAUCUGGCACAGCAAGGCCAGCAACCCUUUUGUGAACCUGAAGAAAGAGUACAAAGGUAUCUUCUGGCAAGAAGAGCUGAUCCCGUUCUUCCAGUCUGCAGUCCUUUCCAAGGAGUGCACCACCGUGCAGAAAUGCUACAUUGAACUGUCCAAGCAGGUGAGGGAAAAGCUCGGCAAGAUCGACCCUUACUUCACCAAGCUUGCAGACGCCAUGGUCACAUGGAUUGAGGCAUGGGAUGAUCUCAACCCACCCAAAGUAGCUGCUGAAGUGCCCAAUGGCCCGGCCAAGGCGAAGUAGAGUAGUUGAUCAUAUUUAUCAUUUGCUUUCUCAUUAGUGUUGUGAAAUGGUGCUCAUUAUAUAUUUACCCCUUCAGAUUUUUUUCAUUUCGCUUAAUUAUAUUCAUGUUAUAUUUUUGCAGUUUGGUACCGCUACCCAUUUUCAAACUUUAGUUGACAAUAAAAUGUUCAUCUUUAAUGGAA
Messenger RNA from Musa acuminata subsp. malaccensis (wild Malaysian banana), 1365 nucleotides. RefSeq names its product UDP-arabinopyranose mutase 1. Gene Ontology annotation, biological process: plant-type cell wall biogenesis; UDP-L-arabinose metabolic process. Gene Ontology annotation, cellular component: Golgi apparatus; cytosol. Gene Ontology annotation, molecular function: UDP-arabinopyranose mutase activity. The record is from RefSeq and is a predicted model, not a curated record. NCBI's taxonomy places the organism in Eukaryota, Viridiplantae, Streptophyta, Magnoliopsida, Zingiberales, Musaceae.